UAAGCUUGAGCCUGUCCCAGAAUGCACCAGCUCUUCCGCCUAGUGCUGGGUCAGAGAGACUUGUCCCGUGCAGGAGACCUCUUCUCUCUGGAUGACAGCGAGAUUGAAGACUGUCUGUCCCAAGCCCUGGAGGAAAUCAAAAUCAUAUCCUGCUCUCCAGACUACCUGACCAAUGAUAAUGACCAGGCGGUGGUGGAGAUCUGCAUCACGCGCAUCACUACCGCAAUCAGAGAGACGGGCUCGAUCGAGAGACAUGGAGCAGCUCUUGUGUCAUUGUGGGAAUCGUGUCUCGAGCACAACCUUCAGCCGCAGGGUAAAGAUGAGGACACGCCGCAUGCCAAGAUCGCCUCUGACAUCACCAGCUGCAUCCUGCAGAAUUACAACAGGCCUCCAGUGAUGGCGUUAGCGGUCCCAGUGGCAGUGCGGUUCUUGCAGCAAGGAAACCAAGAGUUAAGUAGGAACAUGUCCAGCUACUUGUCCCUGGCUGCCAUCGCUAAAGCUGAACUCCUGGCCCAACACACAGAGGCCAUCACCUGCAGCGUGCUGGGAGGUAAUGCCAUGCUGUUGAGAGUGCUGCCAUCCGUAUAUCCACGACAACCAGAGCCCAUUCACCAGCACAUCCGUGAACUGAUGGCGAUGAUGACACAGCUGGACCAGGCCGGCAGACAGCACCUGCUCAGAUUGCUGCAGAUGAUCUCUGAACUUCAUCCACUGGUGUUGCCUUCUUUGGUGCCAUCCCUGAUUGGCUAUCUCAGUGACUGUGAUUUGAGUGACACUGCACUGGGCGUGCUGGUGAAUGUUGCUCAGGCUAGCCCUGCCUCUCUCACUCCCUACCUGUCCAUGCUAAGGAAUGUGGGUCAGAAGAACCCUGUGUUGCUGGGACACAUCGCUAAGAUCCAUGGGGCAGUAGGUCUGACUAGUGAGGUCCAGGCUCGUGGGGCUCUGCAGUACCUGGUGUCUCUGUUAGCGAGUAUGGAGCACAGCGUCCAUCACACACUACUGCUGGAGAUCCGCUGCCUGACCGAUCACUACACAUCCAUCCUGGGCGGAGGAGGAAAAGAAAUUUACCGCAUGAGUAACAGUUUCACCGCCAUCGCUCGGCUGCUGGGACGCAAGCUGAAAGCUGACAGUGCCAUGGGCAGAGGUGAAGAGAAUCUGGUUUUUUUGCGGCCGUGUGAAGCCGAGUCUAGUUCUGCCGUGUUUGCUGAGAGUCAGCAUCUGCAGUUAAAGAUCCAGGCCUUUGAGCAGAAGAUUGGUGAGGAGGGGGCAGAGUCUGAGACACAGGGUGGGUCUCCAGGACCUCAGAGACGCCAUAGCCUGAGCCAGGCAGCACGAGACGAGCGCAGAGAGAUGAGAUUCAACAGGUCAAAGAGUCUGGCUCUUCAUGCUGUACUCACACGUUCCAUUAACUCUGACAGCAGUCCAGAGGGAGAGGGGGUGGAGCUGAGUCCAGAGCCCGAUACCUGUGAGGCCAUUCCCAGCCCUGAGACCGGCCCUGUCCCCUCCACCCUGGAGGAAAACCAAACACAAGCCACAGACAGUAAACUUCCCCAGGACACAUCUCCAAACAGUGAGGGGCAAAAGGUGGAGGUGGGAGACCCUCGGGAGGGCGAUCAACUCUGGACCCACCUGAGAGAAAACAUGGAAGAAAUCAAAACCUUCUGUGCAGAAAUGAUGAAACAGAUCCCCAUACCUGAUCAAUGUGUCAUUGAAGAUUCACACCAUGGCUGUGUAGUCAAGCUGUCCUUCUCUUGUCCACUGAAAGGACAUUACUGUCUCUAUGGGAAGUCCUUCUUCUCUCUGUGCAGCCGUCAGCCACAACUCUGGAUCCAAAUCAUGCUUCUGGCACUGCAGAGUAAAAUGAGUGAGGCUCUGUGCAGUCAAGAUGAGUGUGUACAACAGUUGAGGAAACUCUGGGAGAAAACACAGCUGACAGGAGCACACAGCUUUGAGCUAGCCAUGACUCAGACAAUUGUUCCUCACAAGAAGGAUGUAGACACUUUGCAGGUCCAUCUGGAGGAGGUUCGUUUUUUUGAUCUGUUCAGCUACAGUGAAGAGGAGGGAAGAUGGCUCUGUUUCAUGUGCAGUAACCCGGAGAAGGCCACAGUUGUUAAUCAGGAUGGUCAGCCACUCAUUGAGGGGAAGCUGAAGGAGAAGCAGGUGCGCUGGAAGUUCAUCAAACGGUGGAAAACACGUUACUUCACCCUAGCCGGCAAUCAGCUUCUCUUCCGAAGAGGAAAAUCAAAGGAUGAACUGGACAACAGCACUAUUGAACUGAGCAAAGUGCAAAGCGUUAAGGUGGUUCCAAAGAAGAGGCGUGACCGCGGGCUGCCCAGAGCUUUUGAGAUCUUCACUGACAGCAAGACCUACGUGCUGAAGGCUCAAGACGAGAAGCAUGCUGAAGAAUGGCUGCAGUGCAUCAAUGUAGCUGUAGCCCAGGCCAAAGGACGUGAGAAUCGCGAGGCCACCACAUACCUGUGACAUCAUACAGAUUGCCAUAUCAGGCAGCAAGGGUACGUCUUACUGCUAAGUUAUCUCAUUAUGACAAUUCAUUAAACAUCUGAGACAAAGACACUGUCCCAAAUGUCAGUUCUUGUGGUCCUUUUCCGAGACCACACUUGUGACGUAACACUCCAUGGACUGUAGGGUAGUUGUUCACUGUGAAGUCUGCACCAGUGCGGGCUUGGCAAAAGGGCACACCGUUGACACAUAGCAGCCAAAAAGAGGGUGUUUGCGAGCACUGUUCUGAUUCAUAAAAUAAAUGGGACAUCCUACAGUCUUGUGAACUACAUGGACAUGUGUGAACCCAUAUCAAGUGCACCAUAUGGAUCAGGGCCAAAGAGAAGACUGACAUACAAAGAACAUUUUGUAGGUCAUUUUAUA
This is a messenger RNA of Myxocyprinus asiaticus (Chinese sucker), 2883 nucleotides long. RefSeq names its product ventricular zone-expressed PH domain-containing protein. Gene Ontology annotation, molecular function: phosphatidylinositol-5-phosphate binding. The transcript has 13 exons. NCBI's taxonomy places the organism in Eukaryota, Metazoa, Chordata, Actinopteri, Cypriniformes, Catostomidae. Gene Ontology annotation, biological process: regulation of signal transduction. Bases 22 to 2481 code for a protein of 819 amino acids. Gene Ontology annotation, cellular component: plasma membrane. The record is from RefSeq and is a predicted model, not a curated record.